Messenger RNA from Impatiens glandulifera, 1201 nucleotides. Its product is annotated as magnesium protoporphyrin IX methyltransferase, chloroplastic-like. Gene Ontology annotation, molecular function: magnesium protoporphyrin IX methyltransferase activity. Bases 41 to 1027 code for a protein of 328 amino acids. Gene Ontology annotation, biological process: chlorophyll biosynthetic process. NCBI's taxonomy places the organism in Eukaryota, Viridiplantae, Streptophyta, Magnoliopsida, Ericales, Balsaminaceae. The record is from RefSeq and is a predicted model, not a curated record. The transcript is spliced from 2 exons.
UCCUCUAUUCACUCUCCUCGCCGGCGGGAGACCGUAAGAAAUGUCAAUGGCGUGCUCAUCGUCUCUAUCUUCCCAAAUAUACUUUCGCGAAACCCACAAUUCAUACCCUAAAUUCUCUCAAUCCAAGCUAAACUAUCCAAAACGCAGACCCUUAACGAUUUCCGCAGUCACAGACGUCGCCGCCGCUGUUCCGUUGGACGGAACAACUCUAGCGGUUGUUGGUGGAGGUUCCGUGGCCGCACUAGCCGCAAUUUUGUCCCUAUCAGAUCCAGAGAAGCGUCGGCAACUUCAGGCGGAGGAAGUCGGUGGUGGGGAUAAGGAGGUAGUGAAAGAGUAUUUCAAUAAUACUGGGUUUCAGAGAUGGAAGAAGAUAUAUGGGGAGACUGAUGAUGUGAACAGAGUUCAACUUGAUAUACGUUUAGGUCAUUCGAAGACUGUCGAGAAUACUAUUAUGAUGUUGACUGAUGAAGGGUCUUUACAAGGUGUAACUGUGUGUGACGCUGGAUGUGGAACUGGUUCGUUGUCAAUUCCGCUUGCUAAGCUUGGCGCCGUUGUUUUGUCUAGUGAUAUUUCGGCUGCUAUGGUUGCUGAAGCUGAAAGAAAGGCAAAAGAGGAGCUUGUAGACAGCAGCCAAGACAGUCUUUCAGUAGCUCCGGUUCUUCCAAAAUUUCAAGUGAAGGAUUUGGAGAGCUUAGAUGGGAAAUAUGACACAGUGGUGUGUUUGGAUGUAUUAAUACACUAUCCACAAAACAAAGCAGACGGAAUGAUUGCUCAUCUUGCUUCAUUAGCAGAGAAUCGGUUAAUCCUAAGCUUUGCACCAAAAACGUAUUAUUAUGCUUUGUUGAAAAGGAUUGGAGAAUUGUUCCCUGGACCUUCUAAGGCAACUAGGGCUUAUCUUCAUUCAGAGGCUGAUGUUGAAGCAGCAUUGAAGAAGGUAGGAUGGAAAAUAAGGAAGAAAGGCUUAAUCACUACACAAUUUUAUUUUGCAAGGCUAGUUGAGGCUGUUCCUGUUUCUACUGCUGGUUAGUUAUUGAAGGAUGUGGCACAAACUCACUAAUUUGCAGUUUCAUGAAAUCAUGUUUGUAGAAUCGUGCUAGAUAUAGGUAUGUUAUGUAGUUAAAUUUUUGCUGUAAGAAUGACCAGAAUUCUCACUUUCCACUAUCCUUUGUUUUGAAUAGUCGGUUGUGUUUGUAUUGUUUGA